Messenger RNA from Amorphotheca resinae ATCC 22711, 582 nucleotides. RefSeq lists its product as hypothetical. NCBI's taxonomy places the organism in Eukaryota, Fungi, Ascomycota, Leotiomycetes, Helotiales, Amorphothecaceae. The record is from RefSeq and is a predicted model, not a curated record. Bases 1 to 582 code for a protein of 193 amino acids. The transcript has 4 exons.
AUGGCUCUCUCUUUUUUGGAUUCUGGCGCCUUUGCAGCCCAAAGUAUGGCUAUUAUGCCGUACAACGGCUUGCAGACACUAAUCUUUUCAUCUGACUUGAGUACCACUUGUGAUGCAUCCCUGAAUACUUCUAUCGGCUGUCCAGAAGACAUCAUCCAAGUAACCACCUAUGGCAUCCAAGCGGCCGGUUGGAGGACGUCUUCUCUGGCUAGCCUCUGCACUUCAGCAUGCGAGGCGUCAUUAGCAGAGCUAGCGACAGCAGUUGAGGCUGGGUGUGGUUCCGCCAUGGUAACAAUUAACACCCAGAAUAUCACGUUCUCUUCCCGGAUAGAUUACAUAUAUCAUAAAGUUGAUCUGAUCUGUUUGGCAGACACUGAUACAUCAGACUUAUGCUCAGAUGUUGAAAGACGCAGUUGGAAUAUCACCGAAAUGGUUCCGAAUGAGGCAGCAACCUGGCUUAACAACACUCCAUUUGACCUGGAGUGGUCGGACGCAACAGGUGCGGCUGGAUCAACUCAACUCGCAGCUCUGGACUACUACAUCGAGCGUGGUGAUCCAAUAGAUGAUGAUAACUAUGGGUAG